Molecule: messenger RNA, 3894 nt
Organism: Bacidia gigantensis
Lineage: Eukaryota; Fungi; Ascomycota; Lecanoromycetes; Lecanorales; Ramalinaceae
Exons: 6
Coding region: 1-3894 (1297 amino acids)
Source: RefSeq, a predicted model, not a curated record
AUGGCUUCAAUCAGUAGAUUGACGACAGCUUUGUUUAGUGGAGCUCAGGAGACAACGCUGGCUCUUGCCAACGUGAGCUUCGACUUCUCUAUAAUCAAGAUGGAUCCUCCACCAGAAUACCAAGCCCUUGGUCAGCAUCUUUCUAGGAAGCGUAAACUCGAUGCUGAGGACGGCAAAGCUCAUAUUACCGCUCGUCAAUUGGGAGCAUUGUUUGCAGACGACCUACCAAGGAUUCCUAACCUGAAAGAAGCGUAUGGCCGUAGGGCGUCAGACAUUGUCCGAUGUCCUAAGCUUCAGCCCCUUGGGACAGAACUUACUGGACCUUUAGCCGACUACGUCGGCGCCGACGGAACUUCUAUUUGGGCUGCAGCAACAUCUGGCAGAGGCGCUAUUGAGGCUCAUCUCCUUGCAUGUCUGCUUGCCAGAAUAUGGUCCCCUCCAGAAGCUAUCACUAUUUGGAGUCAACUUGUUGCCGCUAGACAAGCAAUCCUGCGGCAAAGGCUCGAGCAGGAACAAUUUCAUAUCAACCUCCUAACUUCGUCCAAGAUUGACAUCCCACGAGAGAAGUUGGCUGAGUGGGAUGCUAGCGCAAGAUCAUGGUGCCAAGUCGCCGAUCUAGCAAAAGAGGCUCAGCAGAAACAACUGCAGCUAAUUAUUGACAAUCUGGAUUUUCGUGUCCCUGGGAAGCCUACGUUCUAUGAUAGCAUCAUGGACGUGUGGACCAAGUCAUUGAUUAUGAUGGAGAAUUUAGCCUCCGGUGUAGCGCAAACCGAUCCUAGUGGCGAGGCGCUCAUGGCGCUGAAUGCAUGGCAUCUAUAUCCAGAUAUGUAUGUCGUGGCUGACGGCGCCCCACAAUCCGACAUACGCCAAAAUGAUUAUCUUGUUCCCCGAGGGGGCCUUCUUACCGUUGGAUUACAUGAGGGAUCUAUCAGUGGCCCACCAGGGAUUACUUGGUCAAUGCCCUUAGCCCAUCUCCGGUAUUACGGGAACCCUCUUCUCUGUCAGCGUACGCUUCAUUCAAGUUCUUCUCGUGUCUCAUUUCGCCAGCUUCUGCAGAUUGCAAUGGGAAGUCUAGCCAGUGAGUGGCACCUCAAAGGCUCAAAGGCAAUCAAUCUGGCCGAAUGCAUAGUCGCUUUGCGCAACGAAUGCACCAAAAGUUACGACAUGCCUACUAAUUGGUUACACCUUUUCGCAGAAGAGUCACAGGAUUAUCUUUCAUUGCCAGAAAGCGCCCGCAAAGCCACCGAUUACUACAUUAAUCUUGGCCGACGACGUCCUCACUGGGUUGCAAACAAAGGGAAGCACCCUCUUCCAUGUUUUGGUCUGAGUGAUCCAGCCUUUUAUCUUCCACAAAUGAACACUGAGGAACAGGUUCGGGCCUUGAGGAAAAUCUCAGCAACCAUGAUGACUCAAGAUGACAUGGAGUCUGCGAUUAUCCGUACAGUCCGACAAGACCUUCAGACAACAGAGUACGCCAGCGUUGCCCCUCAGUAUCUCAGACACUCAACAAAAGCUUUCCACCGUCGUUGGAUACUCCUACGUGACUUUUUCGAAGGCCAUGAGAAGAUGCCAUACGAUUACCACAUUUCAACCCAUGUUCUAGGCACUGACGCGUCCGCAAAUGUCGUGUAUGAAGAUAAGCUAUUUGGUAAUCGAUCGUCGAAUACAACAGACUCGUCGAUAAGGCGCUCGAUAGAAAUCAUUGUCGGAGCUGGCGAGCUGUGCGGUUUUCUUUACAAUUCUUCGGUUGACGAUGCUGACUCGCCGGCCCCAAUCUUCCGGUGGGAAUCUCCAAAAUCCCCACUUCCACCACUAGCUCUGGAUGAUUUGCAUCCUUUUGCCCGCCAAAGUAUCAACGAGCGGGACGAGGCCAAGAUGCUCAAAGGCUGGCGACUUGGUCAGCUCGCCCACGUCUUUGACAAUCAAAACUAUGUCUGCAUGUUUGGCGAUCCUGCCACGUCGGCUGUCUUUAUACCUAUGUCAAACAACUAUCAGGAUCAGCUGCCUGUCAAAUAUGAUCUUUCAUUCCCAACCGAAAAGGUCGUUGAACAAUUACAAGUUGGCUGCUUCGACUCGAAAUGGCUACACACGUACCUACGGAACCUGCGCACGUGUAACGAUAAGCGCUAUAACGACUAUUUCAACUCCCUUGAAGCACUCGCUGGGGCAGCUGAAAUCUAUGAGGUCAUGCCUAACGCUGAACUUGAAAUUAAGUCUUGGAAAGGCUUGCAUUCGUUCUUCUGGUCAAGAGCCCUUUGCAGCAACCAGUUCAAAAUGAAAAGAGAAAUUGCGAUUGCGUGUGUCAGCUCGUUUGAGACAGGCCACCUAGAUCUUGAGCCGGAUAAGCUUCGUUCCGUAUUCGCCAUCUCUUCAGGGAACUCGAUAUAUGCAAUUGAGGGAAUAUUCCAAGAUCCAUGUCACCAUUAUCCCCUUCACCGCCUUCGCCACGUUAUUGGGAAUGUGGGCAAACCUGGUCUAGGAUUUCUCACGUCAAGCCAACAUUUAGACAGCCCAGAACUUGACCCUGAAGACCUGAAAUUUGUAAACACCAAUGUUUUCGACGGCAAAUACGAAAACAAGUUCACAGCCACCUCGCUCCAUCUCUGGCUGACUGGCUACGAGCGACCUCUGGACACGCAGAUUUCCGGAGCUCGGGAUAAAGAAUUUUUCUUUCUGGAGGCAGUAAUAUCGGCUUGUGAAGGAGGCAAGAAGGUCGCCGACAUUGAUCUGCUGAAGGUCAUUCAAGAUAUUCAACUUCCCGUUUAUCCCGAUAAUGUAAUCCUGCGCCACCCCGAAUUGCACUUUCUCCCCAGCAAGUGCACACACGACGAUGAGCAAAGACUAGACUCUUCAAUAUUUGGAGAGCUAAUAUCGCUCGACAACUGGUUCGAGGUCCUAGACCUGCCCCCAAAUUCUGCAAUCAUCCGAGCAAAAGGCAACUGGCUAGCCAGAUUAGCUCUUGCCGCUUUCUGCGUUCAGAAGCAGCUGCAUCUGAUGGUCUUCUCCGAUCAUCUCGAAUCCCUGAAACACAUACAGGAUUUCUCGAUCGCCAACAAGGUAUUCUACACCAAUUUCAUUACGUUCAUGAUUAAUGCUAAUGUAGACAAAGGGUUUACACCACCUAGAGCACUUGGUCGAAGAGGGCCUGGACCACUGCUAGAACCGGAUGAAGAUAUUGACCAAUUUGGAUCGACAGAUGAAGAUAGAAGAACAUCUGAUAAACCCAGUCGAAGGCCUACUGGACUAGUGCUAGAAUCAGAUGAAGAUGACGAUCUUUCGCUCGAAAUAACAGAUGAUGACCAAUCAGCAGAUGAGGAUCUAGGCACACUUGAGGAUGUAGCAACAUUCAAGGGUGAGAGGGGCGCCACAGAGGAGGAGAUGCAGCCCAAAAAGCCGGAUAAAGUGUCGCAAGCGCAAAAGGAACUAAAAGGUGAAAGUAAUCCUAAGAAGCGCAAAGCAGCAGGAGGAUCGAAGCCCCCUCCAACGCCCAAGGAUGAAAAGAAGCGCAAAUUGAGGAAUAAAGAGCAAAGUGACUACGACAAGACCUAUCGUGCCAACCUAACGCCAGACGAGAAGAGAGCUCGAUUGGACCAACGCAAUAGGGAUGAUAGAGCGAAACGCCAGAAUGAAUCGGAAGGAGAAGCGGAACGCAGGCGGGAGAAACGCCGAUUGAAUGAAAAGAGAAUGAGGAAAGAGAAGAAGGAGGAGAGGGAGAAGGAAAAGGAAAAGGAAAAGGAAAAGGAAAAGGAAAAGGAAAAGGAAAAGGAAAAGGAAAAGGAAAAGGAAAAGGAAAAGGAAACGAAGCAGAAAAAGAACAAGAAGAAGGAGCAAGAUGAGAAGAGGGAGAAGGAAAAGGGAACGAAGCAGGAAACGAACAAGAAGGGAAGACGCUAG